Cladocopium goreaui is the source of this 1647-nucleotide messenger RNA. The record is from the annotation of a GenBank genome assembly. NCBI's taxonomy places the organism in Eukaryota, Dinophyceae, Suessiales, Symbiodiniaceae.
AUGGCGGCCAAGAAGCAAAUGCAGAUGUUAGUGACCCGCUUCGAGCGCCUGUCGCGACGCAUCAGUCUGGCGGGCUUGUUGUCCAACCAUCAAGCGACGGAGGCCAUCGCCCAGGGCAGGGUCCAGGUAGAUGGAACAGUGGCGGCGAGCAACUUCAAGGUUUUUCAAGAAGCAUAUGUGACUUUAGAUGGGGUGAAUGUACCACCACCUGAGCCUGAACCAAAGUUGUGGGCCAUGUUCAAACCCAGGAAAGUCCUUUGUGAGAACCUGGAGCGAGAGGACACCAAAACUCUGCGGAGCCGCAUGCGACGUUGGUACGACAAGGAAGCGGACCGUGUUGGAAAGGCGGCUUCGGCUGGCUUGGAGGAGGAGAGCUUGAAGGAUCGGCAUUGGGUCAUCGUGACCGGCCUGGCGUAUGCCCAUGAUGGCCUGGUGCUGUUGACCAACGACGGCAUUUUUGCGGAAACCCUUUCGAGUGCUGAAGCCAACGUCCUCAGUGCGUUUGAUUGCAAGAUCCAAGGUGAUCCCCCCGUCGACUUGCUGCACCAGUGGCGCACAGGGGCGCGAGCUGCGGGUGUGAACUAUGGAAGAGUCUUCUGCUCGGUGAAGAAACGCACGGGCGCCACUUUUCGUCUGCGCGUGAGAUAUGUGGAAUCUCCGGAGCGACCUAUCGAUAUGUUGUUGGAUGCACACCGCAUGCGAAUCCAAACGGUGCGACGCUAUUCCUUUGGGCCGUAUAUCGUGACAGAUAUCCCUGCGGACAAAGUGGUACGCAUCCCGAUCCACAAGAGUCUCAGGCAUUUGAUUCCUGUUGCCGACAUGCGACAGACCUUGGUGCCGCUGCAUGGUGCCAUGAUGGAGGAUGGGCACUCGCGGAAGCCACGACUGGAAAACUCCGCGGUGGAGAUGGAGGUGGUCUUUGAAUCACAGCCCGUGCAUGGCUAUUUGGAGGCGCUACUCUUUGAGGGUCAGCCCCUGGAGGGCGAGCUACUCUUUGAGGGUCAGCCCCUGGAGGGCGAGCAGACGCUGCUGGAGUUCUUGGGCCCUACUCUGGGCGACGCGCCGAGGCGCUUUACAGCCGUGGUGGUGCCCGUGGAUUUUCGCCCCAAACCCGGUUCUUACGACGCACGGCUCGCCGUGGACGCCGAGACGGGUCGCAGGGUGACGCUGGGGGGGGAGCGCACGCUGCCUGGCGGGCCAGGGCAUAUGUACCCAGCAGCUAUCGGGGCUGCCUUCAAGCCUGGUCUUGCGCAGUACUUCGAGGCAGGGUCGAGGAUACUUGCCACCGAAAAAAAGUCCAUGUGCUGGGUCAGAUCUGGUCACGUACAGCCCCAGGAUGGGCUAGGGGAGCUCGUGAGCUUUCGUAUGGGCGUUUGCCGUAGCUUUCCAGAUACCUACCUGGGCAAAAAUGCCGAUGCAGCAUCCUUCUGGUUUGACGACGGGGACGCUUACACCGAAGGUGAGCGGUUCCAUGCCGGUGGCUUGGAGAUGAACGUGCCCAUGAUUCAAGACGACCUGGUUGGCGUGCUGGUGGAUCUGAGGAGCCCCGAGUCCUUCUCCUUGGAAUUCGUACUGAACCAAGCACUGGACCAGACCGUCGCAUGUCCAAUGUCUAUGUGGAAGGCGAGCCUCUCUAUCCCUGCGUGA